AUGAAAACAAUUGAUUUUAGAGUAUUUGAAUUAUGCAAGAAAUUGAAUCAAAUUCAUUUCCCAGCUGAAUUAGAAGUUAUUGAUUACAAAGCAUUUUAUGGAUGUGAAAGUUUAAAGAAUAUUAUACUUCCAUCAAAUGUAAGAAGAAUUGAACAUGAUGCAUUUGCUUCAUGCUCAUCAAUAACUGAAAUACAACUUUCUGCUUCCAUUGAAUCACUUGGUCAAUCAGCUUUUUCAAAUUGCGAAAAUCUUUGUUCUAUAACAAUCUAUUCUAAUUUUGCACUUAAUUCUAGUGCAUUUAUAAACUGCAAGAAACUUGAAACAAUUCAUUUUGAUUCAUCAAAGAUCGACACUAUUUAUUUGACAUCUUUGACAUCCAAUUUAUCUUUUAAUAUUUCACAAGCAAAUGAAAAGUUGACAUUUCGUCCAGAAGGAACUAAUUCGUCUCUAUUCAACUUAGAAAACUUAACAAUAAGUUGCAACAUCAAAGAAAUGAUAAUAGAUUAUUCAAACUUUGUUAAAGUUAAUAACUUUAUAUACUCAGGAACCACUGAAAUAUCAGGAAACUUUUCAAAUCCAGAAAGUAUCUCAUUUGUAACAUUAGAUUCUAAAUACAAAGGAAAAUUAUUUGGUGAAAAUGUUUCUAAGUUCAAUAAAUGCAAGAGCGAUGAACAAAAGAAAUCUAAAUCAGUAACAGGAGCUAUAAUAGGCAUAUCGGUUGCAUGCAUAGUAGUUGUUGCUAUUAUUGUUAUUGUAGUUAAUUACAUAUUAAGAAGACGUAAAAAUUCUGGACUCUCAGAAGUUCUAUCUUCAAAUACUCAAGUUAAUAACGUAAUAUAA
Molecule: messenger RNA, 840 nt
Organism: Trichomonas vaginalis G3
Lineage: Eukaryota; Parabasalia; Trichomonadida; Trichomonadidae
Product: ribonuclease inhibitor domain-containing protein
Exons: 1
Coding region: 1-840 (279 amino acids)
Source: RefSeq, a predicted model, not a curated record